Molecule: messenger RNA, 6782 nt
Organism: Clarias gariepinus (North African catfish)
Lineage: Eukaryota; Metazoa; Chordata; Actinopteri; Siluriformes; Clariidae
Gene: atp2b1a
Product: ATPase plasma membrane Ca2+ transporting 1a
Exons: 23
Coding region: 558-4340 (1260 amino acids)
Biological process (GO): calcium ion transmembrane transport; regulation of cytosolic calcium ion concentration
Cellular component (GO): intracellular membrane-bounded organelle; membrane
Molecular function (GO): P-type calcium transporter activity; PDZ domain binding; ATP binding
Source: RefSeq, a predicted model, not a curated record
GUAACGAUCCUAAAACAGAUCGGACGAGACGCGUGCGGCUAAAACCCAGCCCUCUACACCUGAAGCAUUCGCUUAAAUACAGCUGGCUGGAGAUUUGCCUGUGGAUCGUCCUAACGAAGAGAAUAAGGGGUGACGUCACGGUUUCCAGCAGCGACAGAUAUCUCGGCUGAGCCAAUAGGGAGCCGUCCUCCUUGACGUGGGUCACGUGUUCCACCGCGACGUUCAGCGGUGGGCGGGGCCUCGCUGCAGAUUGAAGGAGGAGGUUGGUGGUGGACAGGCUGCCUGAUUGCGGCUCACGGAGACUUGGGCGAACGCCGCUUUGAUUUGUAUGGAGUGUGUUCUGCGAGGCUCCUGUCAGCAUGAACGAAUGAGCUUAUGCAACAAGCUGGGGGGAAAUGGCUUUUGAAUUGUCCCAGUCCUGCCACGUACAGUCAGUCCUCCUCCUCCUCCUCCUUUCCUAAAGGACGUCAGCUGUUUAUGGGAACUACUGGCAUCGGUCUCCUGAGGAUUUAGCUCUCCUUUCGGGACUCCUUUUUUUCUACCCCCUCCACAGCGACAUGGCUAACAACUCGUACAGCGGUGUGAAAAACUCCGUAGCGGAGCCCAAUCACGAUGCAGAAUUCGGGUGCUCGCUUAAAGAGCUGCGCUCGCUCAUGGAAUUGCGGGGGGCCGAGGGAUUACACAAAAUCCAGGAUACUUACGGGGACGUUAACGGACUCUGCAGCAGACUGAAAACUUCACCUAUAGAUGGUUUAAGCGGGAACCCUGCCGACAUCGAAAGCAGAAAAUUAGCAUUUGGACAGAACUUUAUACCUCCGAAAAAGCCAAAAACCUUUCUUCAAUUAGUAUGGGAAGCAUUACAAGACGUAACGUUGAUUAUUCUAGAAGUUGCAGCCAUAAUUUCAUUAGGCCUUUCUUUUUAUAGACCUCCAGAAUCAAGUGAUAAUAACUGUGGGGAAGUAACAGGAGGCGUGGAAGACGAGGGCGAGUCAGAAGCAGGAUGGAUCGAGGGAGCAGCUAUCCUCCUUUCUGUUAUCUGUGUGGUGCUUGUGACUGCCUUUAACGAUUGGAGUAAAGAGAAGCAGUUCCGUGGCCUACAGAGCCGCAUUGAACAAGAGCAGAAGUUUACAGUGGUGCGCUCCGGGCAAGUCAUUCAGAUCCCUGUGGCUGAGAUCGUAGUCGGGGAUAUUGCACAAAUCAAAUACGGUGACCUCUUACCUGCCGAUGGCGUUCUCAUCCAAGGGAACGAUCUUAAAAUCGAUGAGAGCUCUCUGACGGGUGAAUCGGACCAUGUGAAGAAACUGCUGGAUAAAGAUCCUAUGCUGUUAUCAGGUACCCAUGUCAUGGAGGGCUCUGGAAAAAUGGUCGUCACUGCCAUCGGUGUCAACUCCCAGACCGGAAUCAUCUUCACAUUACUGGGGGCAGGAGAGGACGACGACGACGACGAGAAGGAGGAGAAGAAAAAAGAGAAGGAGAGGAAGAAGGAGAAGAAAAACAAAAAGCAAGAUGGCUCGGUGGACAACAGAAAGAAAGCUAAAGCCCAAGACGGAGCUGCAAUGGAAAUGCAGCCCCUGAACAGUGACGAAGGGGCCGAUGCAGACGAGAAACGCAAAGCCAACUUGCCCAAAAAAGAGAAAUCAGUCCUCCAAGGGAAGCUGACUAAACUAGCAGUCCAAAUCGGCAAAGCAGGUCUGGUGAUGUCUGCCAUCACCGUCAUAAUCCUGGUGGUGUUGUUUAUAGUGAAUACCUUUUGGGUGCAAGGCCUUCCGUGGGAGAAAAGCUGCACACCCAUAUACAUCCAGUAUUUUGUCAAGUUCUUCAUCAUAGGCGUGACCGUCCUGGUGGUGGCUGUCCCAGAGGGUCUGCCUCUCGCCGUCACUAUUUCACUGGCUUACUCUGUCAAAAAAAUGAUGAAGGACAACAAUUUGGUAAGGCAUUUAGAUGCCUGCGAGACCAUGGGCAAUGCUACUGCCAUCUGUUCAGAUAAGACAGGCACUCUGACCAUGAACAGGAUGACCGUGGUGCAGGCUUACAUCGCAGAGCAGCACUACAGGAAGGUCCCUGAGCCGGAAGUAAUUCCUGCCAGCACCAUGGACCUGCUCGUCCUGGGCAUCAGCAUCAACAGCGCUUAUACCACCAAGAUCAUGCCUCCUGAAAAAGAGGGAGGUUUAUGUCGUCAGGUGGGCAACAAAACCGAAUGUGCCUUGCUCGGCUUUGUGUUGGACCUCAAAAAAGACUACCAGGCAAUCCGAAACGAGAUCCCAGAGGAGAAGCUCUAUAAAGUUUACACUUUCAACUCUGUCAGGAAAUCCAUGAGCACCGUGCUGAAGAACGCUGACGGAAGCUUCCGUAUGUUCAGCAAAGGAGCGUCGGAAAUUUUACUCAAGAAAUGUUAUAAGAUCCUUACAGCCAGUGGCGAGACCAAAGUGUUCCGUCCCAGAGACAGAGAUGACAUGGUGAAAAAAGUGAUCGAGCCCAUGGCCUCUGAAGGCCUGAGGACGAUAUGCCUGGCCUACAGAGACUUCCCCGCCUCAGAAGGAGAACCGGACUGGGAAAACGAGGCCGAUAUACUCACCAGACUCACCUGCGUGUGUGUGGUGGGCAUCGAGGACCCCGUCAGACCAGAAGUCCCUGAUGCUAUUAAAAAGUGCCAGCGUGCCGGGAUCACCGUACGCAUGGUCACCGGCGACAACAUCAACACAGCACGUGCCAUAGCAACCAAAUGCGGCAUCCUGCAGCCCGGAGAUGAUUUCCUCUGUCUGGAAGGUAAAGAAUUCAACAGGAGGAUACGCAAUGAGAAAGGAGAGAUAGAACAGGAGCGGAUUGAUAAAAUAUGGCCUAAACUUCGAGUCCUGGCGAGAUCUUCUCCAACAGACAAGCACACAUUAGUUAAAGGUAUCAUCGAUAGCACGGUUAUAGAACAGAGACAAGUAGUAGCAGUAACAGGAGACGGUACGAACGAUGGCCCUGCUUUGAAAAAGGCUGAUGUUGGAUUUGCUAUGGGCAUUGCUGGGACAGAUGUAGCUAAAGAGGCUUCUGAUAUCAUCCUCACUGAUGACAAUUUUUCCAGCAUUGUUAAAGCGGUCAUGUGGGGCCGCAACGUCUACGACAGCAUCUCCAAAUUUCUGCAGUUUCAGCUCACCGUCAACGUAGUGGCCGUGAUCGUGGCCUUCACUGGAGCUUGCAUCACACAGGAUUCUCCACUGAAAGCCGUACAGAUGUUGUGGGUAAACCUGAUUAUGGACACCUUUGCCUCACUUGCUCUGGCCACCGAGCCUCCCACGGAGUCUCUGCUGCUGAGGAAGCCCUACGGCCGUAAUAAACCCCUCAUCUCCAGAACCAUGAUGAAGAACAUCCUGGGCCAUGCUGUUUACCAGCUUGUAGUUAUUUUCACUCUGUUGUUUGCAGGUGAAAAGCUGUUCGAUAUAGACAGCGGACGCAACGCCCCUCUCCACGCGCCGCCCUCAGAACACUACACCAUCGUCUUCAACACCUUCGUGUUAAUGCAGCUCUUCAAUGAAAUUAAUGCUCGCAAAAUCCACGGUGAGCGGAACGUCUUUGAGGGGAUCUUCAAUAACCUCAUCUUCUGCUCUAUCGUCUUCGGCACGUUCGUCAUCCAGAUCAUCAUCGUACAGUUCGGAGGCAAGCCCUUCAGCUGUGUGGGUCUUACCAUUGACCAGUGGCUCUGGUGCGUUUUCUUAGGCUGUGGCUCUCUGCUCUGGGGUCAGAUGAUCUCCACCAUCCCGACCAGUCGCCUGAAGUUCCUGAAGACGGCCGGUCACGGAACGCAGAAGGAGGAGAUCCCAGACGAGGAGCUGGAGGAACUGGAGGACCUGGACGAGAUUGAUCACGCCGAGCGCGAGCUCCGCAGGGGACAAAUCCUCUGGUUCCGAGGCCUCAACAGGAUACAAACUCAGAUGGAUGUAGUGAGUGCGUUCCAGAGCGGCACUUCCUUUCAGGGGGCCCUCAGGCGUCACCCCUCGAGCUCCAGCCAACAGCACGAUAUCCGAGUAGUGAAUGCAUUCCGCAGCUCCCUGUCACCUUAUGAGGGGCUGGAGAAGCCCGAGUCGCGCAGCUCAAUCCACAACUUCAUGACCCACCCAGAGUUCCGGAUAGAGGACUCGGAGCCCCACAUCCCCCUCAUAGACGACACGGACGCCGAGGACGACGCCCCCACCAAGAGAAACGCCACCCCCACGCCCCCUCCUCCUCCCUCUCCAUCGCCAAACCAGAACAAUAACGCGGUGGACAGCGGCGCCCACCUCUUCUUAGACAGCAGCAAGCCAGCCACGCCCUCGGCCCCGGCGAGCCCCAUGCACAGCGUGGAGACGUCCCUCUGAUCGGCUCCGCCCUCUUUCCUCCCUCCCUCCCUCCCUCCACACCCACCCGCCGUCUCUACAGAGACCUGCGCUCGCUCGGCAGACUCACAGGCGAAACGGCCGUGUGUUAUCUGUGAGCUCGACUCGAGCUUGACUGAAACGAGAGCCAGCGUUCACCAGAAUGUAGGGUGUGGUUGUGAUGAUUUAUUACCAUUUCUUCUUCUUUUUUUUUUCUUUUGUUGAUGUCUUAUGUUGUGCUCAGCAUCCUCUCGGAGAGGGAAGGACUCCACAUGUUUCCACCUCUGCGUAUAAAAUAUUCGUCCCCUUUGUGAUAAACUGAGGGAUUGUUAAUUAAGAUUGAAAGUGACCUGUUUUUUUGUUUUUUUUACCGUUGUUCUAUUAUUAUAAUUAUUAUAACUAUUUAAUUAUUAAUUCUCAAAUACAGCAGAGACGAUCUGUCUCUCCAUGACUUGCAGAUGAUUAGCUGUAAGAUUUUUAUUUUUCCUAAAUCGUGGUGUACAUUUCUUUCUUCGGCCCUAGAUCACACCCAGGUUAAUUUCUGCUCCGUUUUGGCUGUUCAUAUUUCUUAAUAUUUAUGUUUUUGUUUUUUGUUUUUUUUCUUGAAAAAGGCAGGUCUGUUUACAUAGUUUGUAGAUACUUUUUUUUCUCUCUUUCUCUUUGUUGGUGAAGGAGCUUCCUGAUGCAGAAAACUGGGGACAAAUUGAAAAAAGAAAUGACAAAAAGAGAGUAAUAUUUCAGAUACUGCUGUAUUUUCAGGAAAAAAAGGGUGUUUCUAUGGAAACCAAACUAUUUUUGCCUGCAAGUUUUAUUUGUUAUAUAUUUGUGGAUAUAUUAUAGAAAUCUUCUAGCCAAAAUAGAUAACACUAAGGCUUGUAUAGCAGCGAAGAGGAGCGUUGAGGUCCGGAAAGCUAGCGCGACCGAGGACAAAAAGGGCGCGCAGGCCAGCCGGUACCUCCUCCUCCGUCAGUACAUUUCCUUAGGCAUUUACUACUGCGUUUCUUCAGUUUUAAAGCUAGUUUAUCAACGCUUUACAAGGGACUGCGUCGCGUUUCCAGUUCAUCACGAUCACUCAAGAGUCGCCGUCAUGGUUUUAGAGACUCUAGGUUUUAGAUUACAUCAGCUCGAAUUGGGAAUAGAAUUUAUUGCUAAGACCAAGAGAGAGUGACUAUUCAUCAGAGUUAUUGUCCAGAUUGUAAUUAUUAUUAUUAUUAUUUAAUUUUUUUGUAAGUCCACUGGUGACAUUUUUGUCCCUGAGAUUUGGUGUAAUAUCACAGAUCUCAGGCUUAGAGGGGAAAAUAAUGAACUAAUAACCAUAAAGGAUACAACGAACGCAAAACACUCAUCAUUAUAAGUGAAGAAUCUUUUUUGUUUGUUUGUUUUGAAGUAAAUGAUUUGUUUCACAAUUAACAUUUUAAAUCCUCAUCUAAUUUUUUUUUCCACUUACGGGGGGGAAAAAACUACAACUACAACAACAUCAACAGCAGAUUGUAUUCUUUCUUCAUCUUAUUCCAGAAAUAUUCUCAUCAUUCAGAAAUAUUGCUGCGUGUGACUUGGCUGUGGAGUGUCAGGAUCUGUCACCUGAAAUACUGGAACGUAAAGGAAAAAAAGGAUUUUUAAGGGAAAAAGAAAAAAACACUUGGACAUAACGGGGUCUCUGCACAGGGUACACUUACCUAUUUCUCAACUCCCUUUGGAAAUUUUGAUACCUAACAUACGAAUAAAGAUUUCCUCUGUAUUUUUAUGGGACAUAAACAUCUUUUGACCUGCUGAAGCAGACCUUGAGGAAUUUUACACAGUAAUACACAGUGCAGCAGCAGCUUUUCAGACAAAGGCUAAUGAAUCCGGUUCUGCUAGGAAUCUUAUAUUUCUCAGGGUGGCGCUAAUAGUACGAACCAGGCUUUAAGAAAAACACCUACAGUCAAAUACUAACACUUUUUUAUGUUCUAGAUGAUUAGAUUUUUUUUUUUGUUUUUUUUUGGCUGUUGGUUUUCUCCUGUAAGGGAAGAAGGAUGGAGAAAAUCCAAAGAAGGAAAAGGAUGUGCUCUUUAAGUCAGCGCAUCCACAUUUCUUCUUUUUUUUUUUUUCUAAUUUAUUAUUAUUAAUUUGUUCCUUGUGUUUAACAAAUAAAUAAAAGCAGCUUGAGUUUGCAAUUUAGUGAAGAGAUGUGGAAAGAAAAGAAUCCAUGAGUUUAUUCUGUAGCUUCUUCCUGUAACAGGGAUGAAUGUUUUUUCCAUCUGUUUUAUGGAGUUUAUUAUUAUUAUUAUUAUUAUUAUUAUUAUUAUAUAUUUUUUUUUAUUUAACAUUUGGAAAUAAAAGUAAUUCAUGUCUGUUUAUCUGGAGAAAUGUAAAUGGUUAUUGUGAUUUCAAUUUACAUUUGAAACUUGUUGAGUAACGUGUAUGGUUUUUAAGAAUUAAAAGCGACAAGUGAAUAUUUAGUCCUAA